CGCCAACACCAAGCGACACGUCCAGGUAAAUGCAACUUGAAUGGGUGCAAUGGCGACGACGACGAGUUCCCGACGAGGCAGGACACCUGCAGCACCCCCAGCAUUGCCCCCAUCGAAUGAGGAGAUGGACAUUGAUGAUUUGGCCGCGUUCCCCUACGGCUUGGCAUGGAACGACCAAAUCGAGCACUACAUGCCGCCCAACUUUCCGCUACUUCCCCAGUUGACGCCAUCCAGGAUAGCGUUGUGUCGGCGGUCGUGGGCCCAACUUCACGCUGCGUCUACACCUGCCAUGAAGCCGUACGAUCGCCCCGGCAUUGUUCUCGUUUACGAAGAGUUUUUCUACCGGCUCGUCCAACGCGACACAACCAUUACCAGGGUCUUUCCCACGGCGAAGAAGCAGGGCGAGGUGUUGAUCAGUGCGAUUCAAUUCAUCCUUUCGUCGAAUGCAGAUACACCACAGGACGUCGCGGCUGUGGCCAGUCGAAGUCGCUUCCUCGGCCAUCGGCAUCGAUCGUUUCCAAAUGUGCGACCCCACCACUUUGCCAUGUAUACGUCCACAUGCGUCGAAGUCAUCAUGUUCUGGCUGGGAGACAUGGCGUCGCCAGACAUCGGCGCUGCAUGGUCCAACACAGCCGGGUUCGUAUUGAAGCAUUUACUGGAACCGUUUCUCUAUGAACGUACAGAUCCGUACGAAUGUUAUCAAAACAUAACAGUCUCUGCCACGCGGAAAGUCGAAGAAACCAGGAUUCACAACUUCUCCGACACCGCGUCGUCGUCGACUUACACCAAGACUCGACCGGGCAUGAAAUCUACGUCGGCAUGGAAAGCCCUUCGCAAUUCAACAGCGCCAAAACACACGACCAAGAUGCCACGCAUCGCUGUGACAUCGUUGAUGAUGAACGAGGCUCGAAAAGCCAGAGGGGCCACCGUGUCCAGUCCCAACAACACGUCGUCAAUACCAUAGUUAUGCUCACCUACUGUAUGGCUUUAGCAGCUUUAAUACGGUCGCGUGUUCCGUCAUACAACCGGGUAGUACAACACAAUUCUUGCUUGCUA
This is a messenger RNA of Aphanomyces astaci, 1056 nucleotides long. RefSeq lists its product as hypothetical. Gene Ontology annotation, molecular function: heme binding; oxygen binding. NCBI's taxonomy places the organism in Eukaryota, Oomycota, Saprolegniomycetes, Saprolegniales, Verrucalvaceae. The transcript has 4 exons. The record is from RefSeq and is a predicted model, not a curated record. Bases 41 to 964 code for a protein of 307 amino acids.